Rhodamnia argentea is the source of this 1371-nucleotide messenger RNA. Its product is annotated as plastid-lipid-associated protein 6, chloroplastic. The record is from RefSeq and is a predicted model, not a curated record. Bases 53 to 895 code for a protein of 280 amino acids. The transcript has 5 exons. Lineage: Eukaryota; Viridiplantae; Streptophyta; Magnoliopsida; Myrtales; Myrtaceae.
AAAGAAAGGCGACAGUGAGUUCCGAGCGCAGGAAGACAAGCCAAAGAAAGCCAUGGCUUCUUCAAAAUCUUGCCUCCUUCUUCCGAACCCAACUUCCUUCUCUCACUCCUCUCCGUCUUCCUCCUCCGCUUCUUCUGUUCCCCGCGCUUUCCCGAGCGCCCUGAGCCGCCGGCGGCCCGACGCGCGCCGCCGUCUCUCUCUGAGCUCCGAUGGCGUGAAGAGAGGUCCCGUGACGGGGUCGAGCCUUGAUGAGGUCUCCGUUCUUGACCCACCGCCCCGGGAGUCGGAACUUCUUGCUUCUCUCAAGCUGAAAUUGCUGAGUGCUGUCUCUGGUCUGAAUAGAGGGCUCGCUGCAAGUGAAGAAGAUCUAAAGAAGGCAGAGGCCGCUGCGAAAGAGGUGGAAGAUGCUGGAGGACUUGUGGACCUUUCUGCUGAUCUUGAUAAGCUUCAGGGCCAAUGGAAGCUGAUAUAUAGCAGUGCAUUCUCGGCUCGUACUCUAGGCGGGAGCCGUCCUGGACCUCCCACUGGACGGCUACUUCCUAUAACUCUUGGUCAGGUCUUCCAACGGAUUGAUGUCAUGAGCAAAGAUUUUGAUAACAUAGCGGAGCUCAAGUUAGGUGCACCAUGGCCUCUCCCUCCUGUUGAAGUAACUGCCACGCUUGCCCACAAAUUCGAGCUCAUAGGAUCCGCAAAGAUCAAGAUAACAUUUGAGAAAACUACGGUAAAGACGAUGGGGAACUUAUCGCAACUCCCCCCGAUAGAGAUACCUAGGUUACCGGAUGCACUAAGGCCUCCAAGCACAGGAAGCGGCGAAUUUGAAGUUACAUAUCUUGAUUCUGAUGUGCGUAUAACUAGAGGAGACAGAGCCGAGCUCAGAGUGUUUGUGAUAUCUUAAACCUUCCAACUGUAGAUUCUUCAGCCCCCGUAUGCCAUCUCCGAGCUGACUGAAAAGAACUUCUGGAGGAUGUUCAAUGCUGGCCUCUACGAGCACUGUAGGAGGAAGUACAAAGCCGUGGGGACCUUCAUGAGUGUGUACUACUAGUCCAAGAAGGGAAGGAAGGAAGACUGAGAAGGAUGUGCAAGAAGAGGAGCAAGUGCACGUCGAGACCGCUUAUGCUGAGGUCGAUCAGCCAGCAGAUUAACAAGGAUGGAGCAAAUUCUGAUUUGCAGGGCUCUCUCAUCAGGAACAAUCCUCUGCAAGGAAGGAAGUGCUUUGUAGCAACUAGAGGAAAUUUUACUGUUUUGGAUGCGACUUCUUGGCGAACUAUACUGUACAGAAGGUUGAAUUCAGGAGGACUCGACGAAUGUUUCUGCUCCAUUAUCUACAAGGAAAAUGGUUAUGUCUCAUAAAUCAGAAAAAAAGAAAAAGAA